AUGGAGCUAUUUUCAUUCUCCAUCCUUUAUGCAUACUUGUGUUUGUCCCUAUUUUAUCAACCAGCACGCACUCAGCAGGCAUACAUCAACGGGAGCACACUCUGGAACUGCUCUGGUAACCCUGCCACAUCAAAAGGGUACCUCUGUGAUGCUAGUGUGAAGUCAUGUGAAGCCUUUGUCACCUUCCGAUCGCGAGCACCUCAUGACACCGCCAUCAGCAUAGCCUAUCUGCUUGGCUCUGAAGCCUCUAAGAUUGCCUCAAUUAACAAAGUUUCAGCAAGUGACAAGAUUCCAAGCAACAAGUUGAUUGUAGUUCCAGUUUCUUGUUCAUGUUCGGGCAAUAUCUUCCAGCACUACUCUCCUUACACCGUGAUAAAAAACGAUACAUAUUUCAAGACAGCCAAUGACACCUACCAAGGCCUGACUACAUGCCAGGCUAUGAUAGGUCAGAACUAUUACGACCCUGAAAAUAUUCCGGUGGGAGCAGUGUUAACGGUUCCUGUGAGAUGUGCUUGUCCGAGUGAAAACCAAACUGCAGAUGGGAUUACCUCCCUGCUGACAUAUAUAGUAGCCAAGAAUGAUACAAUUGCAUCAAUUGGAGGGAUGUUUGGGGUCAACACACAAAGUAUAAUGGCGGCAAAUAUGCUGUCACAGGACAUCAUUAUCGACCUUAAUACGCCUCUUCUUGUUCCACUCAAAAGCAAGAGAUGCCCCACUUCUGAUGGUUCCCUUGCAGAUGGGAUAUACCUAGAACAUGUCGAUUGCAUUCGUGGUGGCAAAAAGUUUCCUGUGAAAUUGGUUACACUGCUAGGUAUUGGCAUAGGCCUUGCAUUCAUAUGCAUGUUCCUUUCAGGCUACAAGUUAUAUCAAUGCCUAAAGAGAAGGAGAAUCAAAACCCAACAGGAGAAAUUUUUCAAGCAAAAUGGGGGAUUCUUGUUGCGAGAAAAAAUCUCAUCUUUUGGGAGUAGCAGCAAAGCAAAACUUUUUACUGCAGAGGAGAUGGAAAGAGCAACAGAUAACUACAACCAGAGCCGCUUUCUUGGGCAAGGAGGCUAUGGCACAGUUUAUAAAGGGAUGCUACUUGAUGGUACCAUAGUAGCUGUUAAAAGGUCAAGAGCAAUAGACAAACAUCAGAUUGAGCAAUUCAUCAAUGAAGUUGUCAUUCUAACUCAAAUUAAUCAUCGAAACAUAGUGAAGUUGCUGGGUUGUUGCUUGGAGACUGAGGUUCCAGUUCUAGUUUAUGAAUAUAUUCCGAACGGAACACUCUCCCAUCAUAUCCAGCAGAAGCACAUUGAAACACCAUCACUUUCAUGGGAACAUCGCUUCAGGAUCACUUGUGAAGUUGCCGGAGCAGUAUCAUAUAUGCACUCUGCAGCUUCAAUCCCCAUCUUCCAUAGAGACAUCAAGUCUUCUAACAUUCUUCUAGACCAUAACUACAGUGCUAAAGUAUCUGACUUUGGGACUUCAAAAUCACUUCCCCUUGACAAAACUCACUUAACCACAGAAGUACAGGGAACUUUUGGGUACAUGGAUCCAGAGUACUUCCAAUCUAGUAAAUUUACAGAUAAAAGUGAUACCUACAGCUUUGGAGUCACACUUGUAGAAAUAUUAACUGGGAAAACCCCGUUUUCUUUUGCUAGAGAGGAAGGGGAAAAUCUGGUUGCUUCUUUCAUUUCAUUGACAAGGGAAAACCAACUUGUUCAGAUUUUGGAUCCUCAAGUGGUUCGAGAAGCAGAGAUGGAGCAUGUUGGAGCAAUUGCUGAGCUUGCAACAAGGUGUUUGAGGUUGAAUGGGAAAAAGAGGCCUAGUAUGAAAGAGGUGUCAACAGAGCUGGAAGGAUUGAGGAACACUCAAAGAUGCCUGGAAAAGUUCCAAGAGCCUCAGUCAUUCAAAGAUGAAACAACAUUCAUGCACUCUACCAGUGAAACCAUGAAAGAUCAUACAGAGGAAAGCAUUGAUUUCUCUAUGGAAAUUGAAUCUGCAUCAUUUUAAAUAUCGGUUUUCUUUGAUACCCCGAACUUUUAAUUUGCUUCCCCAGUUUUGUCUCAGAUCUCAGUUCAUUAUGGCAUGUUUGGUUUGUAUUCACAAAAUCUCCAACCACGAUAAGAUUGUAUAAGUAUUAUUAAAAUUAAACUGCUGUUAUAAAAUCCAGCCAUCGGUAAACUGAUA
Molecule: messenger RNA, 2169 nt
Organism: Prunus dulcis (almond)
Lineage: Eukaryota; Viridiplantae; Streptophyta; Magnoliopsida; Rosales; Rosaceae
Product: wall-associated receptor kinase-like 1
Exons: 2
Coding region: 1-1992 (663 amino acids)
Biological process (GO): protein phosphorylation; cell surface receptor signaling pathway
Cellular component (GO): plasma membrane
Molecular function (GO): protein serine/threonine kinase activity; ATP binding
Source: RefSeq, a predicted model, not a curated record